AUGUAAAGGAUUCGUGUAUAACAAAUCAAAAUAACUGCUGGAUCAUAAUUAGAAUAAAAUUAAUAAGAUAGAGGGUCUUUUUAAAAUAACUAUAUAGCUUGUAACUUAUGUGAUUAAAUAAUGUAAGAGAAUGUUUACUAAAUUCAUAUAAAAAUGUGUGAAUAAUAGAUAAAGAAUGGUAAUUUAUUUGAAUAAGAAUGUCAAUAAUGUGGUUUGAUAAUAAUUAAGCUUUAUUAUAAUGAUCAUCUCGAUAUUUGUGAGGCUAAUUGCUGGAUUUAAGUAAAAUGCCCUUAUUGUUUUAUUGCAGUUUUUAAAGUUGAUCUCAAGGAUCAUAUAUCAAAAUGUUCUUUCUUUUUAAAUCAGUAAUAAAAAGAAAAAGAAGGAAUAUAAAAUUGUGCAGUCUGUUUAGAAGAUGUAAUAGAAAAUAAAAGUUAAUUAAACUGUUCUCAUAUAUUUCAUCAAGAUUGUAUUAACAAUUGGCUUAUCUUACAUAGAAACUGCCCUAUUNUCAUUUAUAUAGCAUAUAAUAAUAUAUAAGGAACUCAUUUUAUUUGA
Molecule: messenger RNA, 555 nt
Organism: Paramecium sonneborni
Lineage: Eukaryota; Ciliophora; Oligohymenophorea; Peniculida; Parameciidae
Source: the annotation of a GenBank genome assembly